Messenger RNA from Vanessa atalanta (red admiral), 5613 nucleotides. RefSeq lists its product as uncharacterized. Gene Ontology annotation, biological process: response to endoplasmic reticulum stress. The transcript has 3 exons. The record is from RefSeq and is a predicted model, not a curated record. The coding region runs from base 338 to 2686 and encodes 782 amino acids. Gene Ontology annotation, cellular component: protein phosphatase type 1 complex; endoplasmic reticulum. NCBI's taxonomy places the organism in Eukaryota, Metazoa, Arthropoda, Insecta, Lepidoptera, Nymphalidae. Gene Ontology annotation, molecular function: protein phosphatase regulator activity.
GGCUGAACUGUAAAGACGUGUAUUUUCUAAAUAUCGUUACAAUGGAGCUAACAAACGAUUAUUAUUCUCAAGAAAUCGAAUUUACAAGUUAUUCGGACGUUACAGACAUCGUCAAUUGUGGUGAUACAGUGUGUAGCGCGAUUAACAAAGUGAAUAUUUGUGACUCGGGACCGCGGAAUCCCCGAAGUGUUGAAGUAAAUUACAAGUGCUCUAGAACCACUCACAAGCCUUUCCCUGAUUAUAUUGAGUGUAGAUUUUACGUUUUGAACAUGUACGCGUGAAUUAAAAUGGCUUAGCAUCCUCUUUGAUCUUGUAAAGUUAUUGUAUUUUUGUAAAAAUGGAUAAUUUUAGUGGUAGUCUUAUGCGUAAUAGGCGCAACCUUCUAGACAUAAAAGGUUUCACUCCGAACCAUUUUCCUAGAUCUAAUUAUUCGACUGACGCUCAUAUAAAGUCAGAUAUGAAGCAUACGUUUGAAGACGAUUUGUUUUGCAACUUCCAUCUACUAUCCGAUCCGUUGAAGAAAAAUUUGGCCGAUUCUGUGAUAACAGGCGUGGAAAAAAAGAAAAAUAUGUUAGAAACAAAGGAGUAUGCAACGAAGGAGGCUGUUAAGCCUCCAAACACUCAAAGAACGGAUUAUUAUCCGUCACUGGCUGGAAUUACAAAUUUCUUUUCUGGAGUUCUCAACAUAAUGGGUACUAUUUUUCAUAAACGCGCGAGCUCUCCCGCUUCACAGUACUACGAUAGUUUUGAUAGUGAUUACGAUGACCAGCAGUUGGCGCCGUCGAUAAUAUGGCAGACUUCCAACUUUGAGGUUCAAAAUAAAAAUGAACAACCAGACAUGCUGUUUGAAAGUAACAAUGAUUCUCAUACAAAUUUGGAUUCAGAUAUGAACGUUGAUUGUAGAACAGCAGCCACCCAUUGUGAAAAGAAAUUAAAUGAAGUAAGACUUCUACUUAGCAAUGAAAAUAAACAAAAUGUUCAACAUUCGAAAAGCAGUAAGUAUUCAAGAAGACCAAAGAAAGUUUUCAUAGAAGCCAGUUCCGUUGAAGAAAGCUUUGAAGAUGCUUUCUCACCAGAAAACUUUCUACCUCUCCCGAAUGAUACAUUUAUAGAAUACUACAGUCCGUUUAGUUAUCAUGAUGAAUUAUUGGUUGUGUCAGAUGCCCCACGAAUAAAGACUGAUUUGAAUGUUUUCAAUUCUAUGGACGUUACUAUAAAUCUACAAGAAGAUACAGAAAAUAAACCUUCAGAAAUAAAACAAAAUUUAAACACUGAAAACUGUUUAAAAGAUGAAAUCAUCCUGACUAAAACAAACGAUGAAGUUGUAUCGUCAUGUGAGGAUAAAAUUAGUAAACUCAAAGCUUUGUUACAGUCGAAAUGUCAUAAGUCUACAGCCAAAGAAACAAAUAAGGAAGUAGAUAUAACAGCACCUAUUCCCAUACCAAGCCCGGAACUUCCAAUAGAAACUGUAUUUGGUUCUGAAAUUAAUUCGUCGGACGUACAGAAUUCAAACAGUUCUCAAAACAGUGAUUAUUUCAACGAAGUAACUGGGAAAUUUAAUUCUUCAUCAGUCGAGAGUGACGAUUCAUUUCAAAUAGUCUUUACGGAUAGCCCAAAGAAUUGCAGAAAGCGGUUAUCAUCGGAUUGUGAGUCCGAAGACUCUUUUAUUGUGUUUGAGGAAUCGCCAGAUAGCUGUUACACAUCGAAUGAAGUGUUCGGUGAUGAAAUUGAUCUGGAUAAUGAUAGCUCAGAUGCCGACUCUAAUUACGAUGAAGAUUCUGGAUGUGGUGCUACGUGUAAAUUAUCACCGAAUCUGUCUAGGACGUUUUGUGAUUUGACAGACAAUAGCUUAUAUAGCCAGGAUGUUGUGGACAGUGUGCAAGUGAGUGUACCCAAUGUGGCGACAAAGGAGAAGACAGGGUUACUUCUCGAUGAAACAAGAAAGAAUCAAAAGAAGAAACUACCAGCUAAGAAGGUCCACUUUUCAACAUUGCCACCAAAGGUGCACGUGAUGAGGGUCUGGGCGUUUGCAGCGCGUCAGGCCAGGGCCGGACACUGGGAGAGACACGCGCUUGACCGGGAGAGAUUCAAGAGGAGGAUAGCGGAUGUAGAAAUGGCAAUAUCGUGGGUUCUCAAGCCCCAACAUCGUGCGAGAGUCAUAUUCCAAAGAUUCAGACCGUGGUGGAAUGCGCAGAAGCGGAAAGAAUUAGCGGAGAAGAAAGAAAUAGAAGAAAGAGAGAAGAGCCUUAAAUUGCAAACAGAAGAUCAAAAAGAGGCAGAUAAUUGUAAGUUAAUCAAUAAAUCAGACGAUAAUGGCAGUAAAGCUAGUUUAGACGAAAACACAGGUUCAGAUAAAAAAGAUUACGAUCAGAACGAAGAACAAAUUGUUAAAAAUUCUAGUGACAUUACAACAGCAAAUGUUGACCAAGAUUAUAUUCUAAACAACAACACAACUCAAGAGAAAUGUAAAAAUACAGAUUUGCCUAUUGAUGGAUACAUUUUUAAAUCACCAAAUAAUGAUAAUGAUAGGGACCAAAAUGAUUUAAAUACUCAAGCUAAUGAUAAUGAUAGCAAUGACAUUGUUUAUUCGAAUGAAAUAAAUAAUUCUAAUGAAACAACAAAUAAUGAUAUGUUAUUUAUUAAAAUAGGUGAUUUGUUAAUAACAGACGGCCGUGUUGAUACUUGACGAAUUGUAAACGUUUUAAAGAAGUCAUUCUUUCUAUAGCAGAAGUUGAUAUUCUAAAUGAUAAUGGUCCCUAACGUCAUAUUGAUAAAACCAUAUCAAUGCUAAAUAUCUUUGAUAACGGCCAAUUACGAACUUCGAUCACACAAUAAUCCUAUCCUACCUACGUUAUUACAAUACAGAGAAAUGUGUUUUAUGCUAUAAUAAGGUGUAUUGACGGCUUCGCUAGUAAAUCUAUAAUGAAAGAAUAGUUACACAGAUAUUUUCAUCUCUUUCUGACAUCAGUGAUUUUACCACAAAUAUCGAGUAGGCUAGAUAAAUGGAAAUCAAGCUUGUCAUCUUUUUUAUACCUCCGAUGACGUCACCUCAGCCGCACGUGAACAUCAUGAAUGAUUUUAAAAUUAAUUACAGCUAUUUGAGCAACAAAAUUAUUUACCAUACUUCCAUUGUCUAAUUAUUCUCUACAAGAGUUCUUACACUUUAUAACAGAACUACUACACGAACCCAAACUAAAGUAACAUCUAGCUUACUCUAAGCCUGUGGUAUUGCCAUAUAAAAGUAAAGACGUCACUUUGAAUCAAAACAAUGUUAGAUUUAUUUAUGUUUUAAAUAUAGAAGCGUUAGACUUUCCUUAGUGACUGUCAAUAAUUAACCAACGGUCAGCAGUCAACGAAGAUAUUCAGACUGUGUAACUAUACAACCACUAUUUAAUGUUUGAGGAAGAAGGAAGGGAGGGGGGAGGGGCGGUUUCUAGGGCUGUUAGAGUAUUUCAAACUUACUCGAGGAUCUAAAAGCCUCGACUGGAAUUCAAAUUCUCGAAUUCUUAAUGUUUGAUUGGCGGAUAUAAACGAUAAUUGCAGAUAAAUGAAAAAUUUGACCCAAUUAAAACUAGCGAAACGAAAUGAUUAACAUAAAUAAUAAAAUAAUUGAAGUUCAAUAUAUUCAAAGAAUGACUUGUAUUUUAUGUAUAUAGCGAUAGAAUUAAAGUGUUUGUCUGAAAAAUUUAAAAAUAUGAAAUGCAGAUAAAAAAUUGAAGCAAGAAAAUGUGUCGCCAGCACAAAAAAAAACAUUAAAAUUUAGUAAUAGUUUGAGUGAGGUGAGUCGUGCCUCGCAAUGACACGAUCCUGGCGCUUAAAUUGUUGCUAAUAUCGAUAAAAAUAAAAUUCUGUCAGAAUAAAAUUGUUUAUUUAAACUUCAAGAUGAGUAAGUUGAUAUUUUGAAUAAAGUAUGGUAAAGGUAAAGGUAUCGAUGUUAUUGCAAGGAAAUUCCAAAAAAAAUGGAAGUUAAAUAAUAUUUAUUAAUAUAAUUUUCUCAACACACCACUACUACAUGCGUAUAAUAAAACUAUAUGCAAAUUUAUAUAUUAUAAAAAAUUUGGUGCAAUAUUAUGUCAUAGGGCAAAUUGUUCAAAAACAUGUAUGUAUAUACACUUAAAGUAAUAUAUACCGUCUUAAAUGUCGAUAUAUACGUUAUUGUUUUGUUGUGUAUUGUAUAUUGUCGUCAUCAGAUAUAUGAAAAGAAAUAAAUAUCACGUCCAGAAAUAUAAAUAAUGAUCUGUACACGGUCUCAAUUUAAGUGAGAGGAGAAUGCUAGGAGAGGAAAAGGGAUUUGAGUAGUUUCAAGGUCGAAUUCGAAUAUCAUAAACGUCUGUCUCAUACAAGUUGCGGAGGUUAUCUUCGAGACACGGUGAUACCAAUUGCUAAGAUUACGUCAACCAAGAAGGGCACACUAAUUUAAUAAUAUUGUAUAAAAAUGAGGAUGCUAAGUGCCUAACAUCUUAGACUGAAAACGAUUUACGAAUUAAGAAAAAAAAAACAGGAAAACGGAAAAAAAAACCGCAAAUUGGAAAAUUGUAUGAUGUAUAAAUACAUACAGUUUUUAAUAGAAACUAUGUUUUAUAUAAAAAAAAAAAUGUAAUAAAUUAGAUGUAAUCUAGUUUUUAAUUGUUUAUAGUGUAAAAAAAAAAUUAUAUACUUGUUUUUUUUUUUUUUUUGUUUAAAUUCACUUUGCUUUUAUUUCAUGUGUUUUUGUAAUCAGAUUUAAGUUUUAAGCGACAACUCAUUUUUUUUUCUGUCUGUCCAGGUUUAUGUCAUUGCAUUUAUUUAGGGCUUUCUGCAAAAAAAAAAAACGAAAAACAGUAUAAGUGUAUCUCUAGAAAGAUAAUAUUUAAAAAGCUACGUAUAUGCUUUCAAAUUUAUGGUUUGUUUAACAGAUGAGCAUUUUUUUUUUUUGUAUAUUUCACAAUUGUUUUUUUUUUUUUUUUGUAAAAAUAUUAUAUAUGUGUUUAUAUUGUAGAAACGUUUGCCGAUAUGUAAAUAUUGUAUAAUUAUAAAGAAUAAUAAUAUAUUAAAUUUAGAUAUACACAUACUAUGUUAUAUCAAUAACGUGCAGUUUUGGUUUAUAUGUAACAUAGCAAGUCUAUGGAAAAUUUUCAAGGCUAAAGUUCAUGUAAUAAUUCUAAACUAUAAAGAUUUUAUACUUGUAAAGUUUUGAGCGAAAGAGACGGAGCUAUUGUGCGAAUUUUUCUCAACUACGUAUUGUAGUCUUGAACAAAGACGACCAGCUCUGACGUCACGAUCGCUUUGUCUCUUUCUCGUUCAUGUUCAUGUAUGUGUCAGUUUUAUUGCGAAACUCGUGGUAAUUUAAUCAGUUCUGAUAAUUUAUUUAUAAGGAAUUUUGUCGUUCGUUGUAAUUGUAUUUAAAUUUGAUUGAUUAAAUUUCUUGCAAUUUUAAUGUCACUGAUGAUAUUUUAAAAUGGCGGUUUUGCGAAUAAAACUGUAACAAUUAUUUAAAUUAUUGCAAACUGCAUGUAGUUGAUAUCAGCGCUUUACGCUCAGUAUGUCGAGUUAGUAAUUGUAAAUUUAUAGUAUUUUAAACAGAAUUGUGAUUUUAUAACACUGGGUUUGGUUUAAAUAAAUAACUUAAAUUAU